AUGUCGGAAGCCGGCCCAUCUAAAACGGAAAAUCCUUUCAAAUCUGGCAGUGAAAGUGAUCAAUCUGAAGCACAGAGCGAUCAUAGCCGAAGCCCAAGCGACCACAAGCCUCCUUCUGCUGCUCCAGCAUCCAAGGAGGAACCUGAACGGGAGACCAAAGAGGGAGACGGGGAGAAGAAGAAGAACAAGAAAGGACACUUUAAGAAGUUUUGGAAAUGGUACACCAUUGGGGUUGUGCUGGGACUGGCUAUUAUUUUGCCCCUCUUCUUCAAAGUUUUCAUACCACUCAUCAUCGCCCGCUUCAUCAACUCUCGCGACAUCAUAGUACAACACGCUUCCGUCUUCAUCAGGAACUCGAGGGAGAUUGACUUUGCUGCCAAUGCCUCCGUCCUGUCGCCGCUGGGCGCCAGGGUCGGCGACCUCGAGUUCACCCUCCACGACACCACCCAAGAUCAGCCGCCAACCGUGCUCAGCGCGGACAUUAAGGGUUUCCCGAUUGACAAAUCUACAAAGAUUGAUAUCCGGAAAGGGACACUGCAUAUCAAUGACUCGGACGCGCUUGUGAACUGGGCUGAUCGCUUCAUCGACAGCGAGACGAUCCCGUUUGACGUGCGUGUCAAGGGUCUCGAUGUCUUCCUCGGCAGCCUCAGCUACAGCUUCAACCUCGCACGACCUAUCAGCAUCAACGGCCUUCGCGGGCUCGCCGACAUUACAGUGAAUGAGGUCAAGCUCCUGUUGCCGCCUGUCGACAACAAGAACGUCCAAGCAAACAUUAGCUUUUCCAACCCGAGCUCCAUUAGCGCGCAGGUUGGCAACGUGACGGUCGAAUUGCUCGUCAACGACAUUAGCAUCGGCCAGGCGCUGGCGUAUAAUGUCAGUCUGGUGCCGGGGGCCACCAAUGUUUUCAUUGACGGCCUCGUGAACAUUCCGACCAUCAUCAACAACCUCGGCACCAUCCUGCGCGGCCAGGCAUCGCAGUUGUCUGCUGGACACGUUACAAUCCAGCUGAAAGUCACUAGUUUUACAAUGUACGGAGAGAAGAUUGAUUUUUUGAAGACGCUACUUAGCAAAAGGGUGCUGAACGGCAAGGUACCGCUCGUCGCGCUGAUCAAUGGGGCCGGCACAAGCAUACUCAAAAGUGGCUUGGUGGGCAUAGGCAUGGCUAACGGAACUUCUAUGGGCGACGUCAAUUUACUUGAUGCGAUUGGGGAUGUGUUUUCGAACGCGACUCUGCUGGACAGGAUCCAAGGUCAUUGGCAAAAACGACGUGCAAGGCGCUGA
This is a messenger RNA of Akanthomyces muscarius, 1281 nucleotides long. RefSeq lists its product as uncharacterized. The transcript has 2 exons. Bases 1 to 1281 code for a protein of 426 amino acids. NCBI's taxonomy places the organism in Eukaryota, Fungi, Ascomycota, Sordariomycetes, Hypocreales, Cordycipitaceae. Gene Ontology annotation, cellular component: fungal-type vacuole membrane. The record is from RefSeq and is a predicted model, not a curated record.